UGCUGAGUACAAUAAUAGAUUUGGCUGGAACCUGCCGCAGAGCCUGAUUAAAUAAAUAGUAUUGUGUCUCGCGGACUGGUGUCGUCUCCCUCACGUCUCGCGCCCGCGACGUAGAUUUUCUCUCCCUCUCACCUCUCUUUCGAACCGAAGGAAUCCCCUUUCACCCAUGCAAUUUCGUGGCUCUUGUGACAUAUAACCUUUCACCUUUUGCGCGACGAGAGGAUCGAAUUGUUACGUGCCUGAUUACGCGGGCAAUGUUUAAUGUCGUUCGCAGGCCCAACGACAUGGAAGGUCAACAGUUUUGUUUACGAUGGCACAACUUUCAAAAUACUCUCUUGAGCUCGCUUCCAAAGUUGCUCGACGGAGGUCAUCUGACAGACGUUACGCUCAGCGCCGGCGGUAGACACAUUCACGCUCACAGAAUCAUACUCUCGGCUUGUAGUUAUUACUUUAAAGAACUCUUUAAGGAUUUGAGCUCUUUGCAACAUCCUGUUAUUGUGCUGCCAGGCAUGGAAUAUGCAAAUCUAUGCGCUCUGGUCAAGUUUAUGUAUAAUGGAGAAGUGAAUAUUUAUCAAGAACAAUUACCAGCACUUUUAGCUAUGGCUGAUACAUUGCAUAUUUGUGGAUUAGCUGACAUGGCUGGGAAAAAUUCGAGACAGGAUAACGGCUUGUAUGUGCAGUCGCCAGUAUUGCAACCUCAGGAAAGAUUGAGCGAGGAGAUAGUAACGACGGAGUCGAAGGACAAUAUAAUAAUGGCUCCCGGAUCGUCGGAAUCCAUAUCAUUGCCUAAAGUGAUGGACAACAAUCUGGAGGACGAGGAGCCUAGCAACGAUCAAGAAAGUAUACCGUAUUGCGUGAAGACGAAGCCCUACUACUCGAUAAACGCGAAGCUAAACCAAAGGGAAAAAACGUCUGUUCCUGUUGGCGUGUCUGCUAACAAGUACAUCGAUAGAGGCUAUUCGGAGAGCAUAGUGGACGAGGCAGCGCCGACCGUGGAGGAUCAAGCCACGCCUGUGGAGGACGUAAAACCACCGCCUGCCGUGUGGGACGCGAGUUUCAAGUUGCUCGCGGCGUCCGCGCCCAGUAGGACUUCCCAGACUUACAACAAGUCCAGUGUCACUUGUCUUAUCUGUGGUAAACAAUUGAGCAAUCAGUACAACUUGCGAGUACACAUGGAGACGCAUAGCAAUAGCUCGUACAGCUGCACGUCGUGUUCGCACGUGUCGCGAUCGCGAGACGCUCUCAGGAAACACGUGUCCUACAGGCACCCGGUAGCUUCUUCUCAGAAACGUCCACGGUAUAGUACGUCGAAACCGUCAAUAAUAUGAUGGUAAAAGUCAUUAUUGUGUUAUUCUACAUAGACACUUUAACCCUCGCUAGGAUACCUUUCUAUUAAACUGUAUCUUUCUAUUAAAAAUUUAACUUUUUGCGUUGAAUUACACAAAAAGAGAAAGGAAAAAGAGAGAUUGAAAUGAAAAGAUAUUUUACCAAAUAUAUUUUAAAAAAUGAUAGAGCAUUGUUCUAAAUAUGUUGAAUUAGAGAAUAAUUUAGUAACAAAGUUCAUAGAAUGAAUAUGCCUACCUAUGAACGGUAGAUUACGAACAUAAUUGAAUUUGUAAGAGCAGCACCGGACUGAUUAAUGAUAAGACACAGUCAUAAUAACAUCUUCGUUAAGUGUACAAAGUAAAGUGUGAUCAUGUUCCUGAAGACCUUUAGUGUUCGAAUUGUUAUCGUUUUCUUGUUAUUGUUACAUCGUUUUAAUAAAGACAAAUUAGAUAAGUCGUGUGACUUUUAGUGCAAAUGCAAUAUCUUUACAUUUGUGCAAAAAAAAAAACAAAGCUGUGGCCGGUGAGCUGCAGAGUCUAAGGGGCCUAGCACAUAAAAAAAACGUGAGCAGUAAGAUGUCAACAUGUUUGAUUUGCUACUGCUUAUUGUUAUACAUUUUCGAUAUUUCGUACGAUUGGCCAACUCGUUUACUACUUACGUUUUCCUGUGUGCCGUGGCCCUCAGUUACAUGGGAUGUGAAUUAUUCUACUAAUAAAGUCGAUACAAAAGAUGCAAAAAGAGAUUGCAAUAUAAUUUUUUAAUCAUAUAUCAAGAAUUGUAUUAAAAAAUAAUAUACACAAUAUUUGUAGACUACGAAAUAAAUAAAAUGCCUCCAAAAUUGAGUUUCCUUAGAAGUGGCAAUAAAUUCUUCCAAAA
This is a messenger RNA of Wasmannia auropunctata (little fire ant), 2202 nucleotides long. RefSeq names its product longitudinals lacking protein, isoforms H/M/V. Gene Ontology annotation, cellular component: nucleus. The record is from RefSeq and is a predicted model, not a curated record. Gene Ontology annotation, molecular function: protein binding. Lineage: Eukaryota; Metazoa; Arthropoda; Insecta; Hymenoptera; Formicidae. Gene Ontology annotation, biological process: regulation of transcription by RNA polymerase II. The coding region runs from base 255 to 1328 and encodes 357 amino acids. The transcript is spliced from 4 exons.